AUUUAUACUCUUCAGUGAGCGUAAGUCGCGUCAAUACUGAAGAUGUACGAAAAUUACCAUGCUCUUCCGUGUAUUCUCUUAUAAAAAAUGUUAACGUGAAAACUGCAAUUGCUGAAUAAUAAUAAGUAAAAGUGAAAUAUGUUAAGUAAUAAUCAUAAAUAAUAAUAAUAAUAGUAAUAAAUAAAUAAUUGACGUGGUAAAACAGAGUGAUCAAGUUUUUAAAAUAUUGAUAAACCAAAUUUGUGAAAAGUGUUAAUCAAAAACAAAAGGAGUCGUUGAUAUUAAGUGUACAGUAUUUUAUUAAAAAAUGAGCGACAGUGACUUGUGGGUACGCGACGUGCUCGCAACUUACAGUUUUUUAGCACUCGUUUUAUCCGUCACAACAAUUUUCAUAUGGAAAAGAUGGCCGAAUCUACAGAAAAGCAUUUAUAAAUCGUAUUUAACAGGAUUCGAAGUGGAAUGUGCUGAACUCGCUUUACCUUACAAGAAACAUUUGUUUGGAUUAUUGCAAGAAAUUGUUUCCAGUGACUACAGGUUACGAUCCAUGGGUUGUAUCCGUGUGCUCGAAAUUGGUGUUAAAACGGGUGGGCAUCGUGAAAACAUACAAUUUUAUCCGAACAAUACAUAUUUGAUUAGCGUUGAUCGAAAUUUGAAGUUGGCUGAGUAUUUAAUUAAAGGGAAUUAUUCUUGGAAAUUUUCACACGUCAUUAUCGAACGGGUAAUAGUCGGUGAUGGCAGUUCUUUGGAAGAUGUGCCUACAGGAUAUGUAGAUGUGGUUGUGACAACAAGAUCUUUAUGCUCAGUAACGUCGAUACGUUCAACGCUCCGUGAAAUUCGCAGAGUGUUAGCACCGGGUGGUCACUACUUGUUCAUGGAACACAUUCCUGAAAGAGAAGGAACUUUCAUACGAUGGUUACAGAAAGCAUUAUCACAAACAAAAAUAUGGCCCUCGUUGUUCGGUGGUUGCCAUUUAAAUGUUGAUAUUAUGAUGAACAUUCAAAAUGCUGGUUUCGACCGCGUUUCGUGGGCCAUGUUUACUCUCGAAGGUUACGUGUCACAGACCUUUCACCUGAUCCUUUCGAAACAACAUAUAUUGGGCGUUGCAGUUCGAUAAUUGUAAGUAGCAAAAAACAAAAUGAACACAAGAAAUAAAACUGAAAAUUGAAAAUAACACGAAUAAAAUUCACGUAUUAAAUAUGUUAAUAGAGCAAAAUUGUAUUGUCACUGUGUUCAUGAAAAUCUCUCGAGAAUUAUCGUAAGAACAUUUAAUUGCAAAAAAUAUUCAUAAAAAAUUGGCAUUUGUAUAGAAUGAAAAUUGUUUAAAAGGUCCGAGGAUGCAUACAUUCGUAAUCAUAUGGAAUUGUGCAUCCCCCAAAAUUCGUGAAGCACCUGUGAGCAGGCAACCAGCUUUGCACUGGUGCCCAUUGGGCACUAAGAAGUUAUGCUUAUUUAAAACACUUUUUGUUAAAAACCUUUACAUUUUAUGGAAAAGUAUAAGUUUUAACAUUUAAAAAAUACAAAUAAACCUAACAAUCUUAUUAAUGUAAUUACAAGAUAAAAGUAAAAUUAAUUCACUCGUGUCUAUGAAAUGUUAUGCAACCAUUCGUAUCAGUUGAUGUAGAAAAUACAAAUAAUUUAAAUUAAUUGAAGAAUAUUUAAUCUCCAAUUACCCAAUUACCAAAAUAUUUCAUUUGCGUAAUAUAAACGUAACUUGAUAUUGAAUUUGGUAAAACAGCAAGCUAAUGAGCAAAGAACUGGAUAAGAAAAGGGCAUGAUAUUAUCAACGAAAACAACGUUCCAGUAAAAUAAUUAUAUUAAAACAUAACUGUAUUGAAAUUACAUACAUCAUAUAAAAUUUGGAAGUUAUUUCAUUUUUACAUUGUUGUUUCUCAGUUUUAUAUAUCGGAAAGUUAAUUAUGGUUAAAGUUAACUACAACUAAAGUUAAAUUAUAGUCAAAUAAUUAUAUACUACUAGUAAUUACUAGGAAGAUCAUUCUUUUUAAUUUUAGUCGACGCGUGAAAUGUAAUUUAUACGUCAAAACAAUUAUACCAAAAAAAUACGAACAAUAAUAUGAUGGAAGUAUAGAAGUAGGGAAUUCACUUCAUAUUAUCACUGACAAAUAAUAUUGAAUGUAAAAUUCGAGUAAAAACCUUAAAAUCUGAAUCUAAUUGCUUAAAAAGAAUACUUAUAAGUGUACACUCAUCUUUUUGGAACAUAAUAUGUAUACUUAGUCACUAAUUAAAAUAUGAUUGACAUUAAAAAAAAAUUAAAACAUAUCACCUUAGUAUUAUUUAUAUAAAGCUUCAAAGGCAUUUUGAUAUCACACUCGCACACACACGUGAAAAUAAUUUCCACAAAAAUGCAAAAUGCUCCAACGAUUUACAUUUUCGAUGAAAUUAGAAUACUUGAAAAAGCUUUAAAAGUGUUAAUAUGCCUCUGUAUUUUAAAUCGACUAUGAGAUGAAAUAUAAUCUAAAAUAACGUAUAAAAGAUUUAUAAAUUUUGUAAAUUUAAACACAUUUAAAUUAAACUCUUUAAUUAAAUUCACUUAAACAUGUGAACACGUCAAAGAAAUAUAGUCCUGUAUUGUCUAUAAUAUAGACUUCGUAUAGACUCUACAUAAAAUAUACUUAAAACAACAGAAAUUAUUGCCGCACAUUCAUUUUAACAAGUUCAUUUUUUCCACGUGUUUAUCAGAAACAAACUGUUCCACGUCAUUACGUUUGCACUUUGUUCUGUUAUAAUUUCUUUAUAUGCAUGGUGUUACGAGAUGUCCUAAUACAUAUAUAUUACUUAUGACGAAGUAAUUUUAUAAUGUAUCACAAAAUUUAUAUUGUUGAAAUGUUAUGCUAUAAAAAACAGUGCACAUAUUAUUUAUCUUCACGAAAUUCAAUUUUCGUAAACGUAACUUACCGCACAUGAAAAUAUAAGUGCAUCUUGUUGAAUUAAAUCGUCAAGUUUUACGAUAUUUUCGAUCUUAAUAGUUACAUUUAGUUUUUAAUGAACUAAAAAUAGAAGUUUUAAAACGGAAGUUUCUUCAUGUAAAUUUUAUAUGAAGCAACUAAUAAUUAAACAUUAUUAAUAAACUGAUACUUCUGAAUCAGAAUCCAACAGUUUUGUUUGAAAAUAUAAACGAUUUUCGUUUAAUUUCCCUCUAGUUCUUUUGUUGUUCGCACUAUGUGUAUAUACUUCCAUUUGAUUUUUAAUUACAGUCUGAGUUUUGCUUUUCUCUACACUAGAAUUUUUCUCUUUAUUUGUAAAAAGUGUAGAUCCUGUCUUUCGGGUUUCAUAUAUUGUUGUACGUAAAGAAUUCUUCUUUCUUGGUCUUUCUAACGAUAUAUCUGAAUCAGAAUCCAAUAAAUAGUGUAAACUAUUUUCGUUUACUUUUCUUCUACUUCUUUUGCUGCUCGCACUAUGUGUAUAUACUUCCAUUUGGUUUUUAAUUACAGUCUGUGUUUUGCUUGUGUCUACGCUAGAAGUUUUCUCUUUAUUUUGAAAAAGUGUAGAUCGUGUCCUUCGAGUUUUAUAUAUCAUUGUAUGUAAAGAAUUUCUCUUUCUUGACGUUCUUAGAUUUGGUUUUCUAAACGUGCUGGUUACAUUAGGUUGAGAAAAUAACGGACUUUGUAAUCCUAGUACACGUUUAUUUACAUCAUUAUCAAGAACAGAAAUGUCAUUUAAAUCCAUAUCCGUAGUAUUGUCAAGAGAUUCAUUUAUAUUUUGUGGUAUAAGUUUUACAAACCCAUUUUCUUCAUCAGACAAUUCGUACAGUCCUAGUACACGUUUAUUUGCUUUAUUAUCGACAAAAGAACUAUAACUUGAAUCUGUAUUUAUACUAUUGUCAAGAGUUUUAUUUAUAUUUCGUGGUAUAAGCUUUACAAACCCAUUCUCUUCAUCAGAUAAUAAAAAGUCAUCUGAUUGACGUUUCUCCCUCUUAUCAUCAUUUUUAUCAGGACUCUUGUCAGGACUAUUCUUAUUAACUGGUUUUACUUUCUUAGAACGCAAUGCAUUUUUAAUACGCUUGCAUGAAUCAAUACAUACAUUUGAUAUAGUAUCCAUAUUUUGCUUAGAAUAUAUAUUACUAUUAUUUGUUUUAUUAAUCUUAUUAACUCUUAAACUAUAACCAUUCUUAUUAGAUUUCGUUUCCUUACUUUUUGGAGCUUCUUCUGUUUUCUGUAUACAGUUUUCAUUAGACUUAUCAACAGUAUUAUUAAGCGAGUUCAAUGAUUUAUUUUUAUAAACAUCGUUCUCUACCAUUUUUAAGUUUUUACGUAAACUGACAUCAAUUACAUCAGUCAAAUUACUUGUAGAAGAACUACAAGGUACGUUAUUUUCACAUUGAUAAAUUAAAAGAGUGCUUUGAUUACUGUCUGUAUCUUCAGACAGAUUAAUGGUUUUACUUUUAUGAAAUCGUGUAAUUGAGUCACCUUGCAGAAGCUGAGUAGGUUUUAAGUCGUUAUCUUGAGUUUGUAUAGUUUCAGAUGAUUUUUCAGUAUUACUAUUGGAUUUAUUAAGAUUGACAUUAACCUUAAUAUCAGUAUCAGAUAAUCGCGUCAAACGAACUAUGGGAUUUAAAUUACAAGAAAUUGUCGAUAUUCUAUUUACUUCUGUGUGUUCCUUUGUAUUAAACCUUGAUACUUGUUUGAAAUUAACUACUGGCUCUAAAUUCUUAAGAUUUUUGGAUGAUUCCCUCGACUUUUGGUAUUUCUGUAUAUUGGAUUCUGAUAAUCGUUUUAAACCAAUUACUGGAUCUAAACUUUUUAAAUCUAUGACAAUAUCAUUCGAUCUACUGUACUUCCAUAUUUCGAACUCUGAUAGUCGUUUCAAACGAAUUACUGGGUUUAAGUUUUGAGGACUUAUUUUCUUAGUUGAUUUUUUACAUUUUGAUAUAAUAGACUCUUCUGUUUGUCUUGAAGAAGCUACUACUGAAUUUUUUAAUUUUCCCCAAGUAGUAAUAGGUUUUUUAAAUUCCAUUGCAUCCUUCAUUGAGUUAUUUAGUAUUCUGCCAUUGCUAAUUAUUGAAUCAGUAGAUUUAUUCACAUUCUGAUUACUGCAUUUUAUUAACGUACUAUUUGCAUCAACUGAACUAUUCUUUUUUGAUUUCGUUAAAAUACUUAUAGUUGACAAAGUUUCCUUAGAACGGAACAAGUUUAUCAAUCUCGUCCUUCUUUUAUUGUAAAUUUUAUAUCGCUUCUUUAUUCUGCAUCCAGAUUCUAAUGCAGGAUGUGAAAAUUUUGUUAACGAUAAUCUAUUCUUACCUAAAUUACUCAUACGAGCAAUGUCAACAGGUGAAUCUCUACCAGUGUAUAACUUUUUACGUUGACUUAAUUUUGUAGAGCUAUCUUGAAAUGGAUAAUUGUUUUCCAUUAAAACAGUUUCUUCAGAAUUUUCUGAUUCUGUACGUCUGAUUUUAUUAUUAGAAAUUAUAUGCAUUAAUUUCUCACUGAACAGUUGACUACCUCUAUUCAUAGUAGCUCUAUUCAGAUCUCUACAUGAACUUUGUUGUACUUGUGUUGUUGCAUUUUUAUCUAAUAUAGUAUCUUCUUUAUCUAUUACAAUUUUCUCAGUUUCAUAAGAAUAAAUCGAGGAAGGUGUCUGAUGGUUAGUCUCACUCGUACAUCGCACAGGACUUUUAUCAUUAGCUUCGCAGAUUUCAUUGUUGGAAUGUUUUGAUGUUUCUACAUUAUGUAAACUUGUAUUCUGAACAUCUGAUGAUACAUUCUGUCUUGAUCCUUCUACAAUAGCCAAAGUAUUUGCUUUGUUAGUUGUAUUCAUGUUUGACAGAAUAUAUGCAGCAGUAUCAACAGAACUACUAGAACCAUUUUCCCCACAAGUUAGUUUUGGGAAAUAUUCAUUGGACGUUUCAUCACCAGUGCAAUGCUCUGAUUGCUUAUUUAGAUCCAUAGAUGUUUUAUAUGGAAUUCUGCCAGUAUCUACCCAAUAUUGUACAAAACUUGGUGCUUUAUUUAUAGGUGCACAAAGUUUAAGAUUCAAUAUAUUUAAUUCAGUUUUAUCUGAGAACUAAAAUAUUGUAUAACCAAAAUUAUUAUUAUUACUUCUAUUUAUACAAUACAUAUUUUUGUUUACAUAAGCCAUAAAAUUUCUCAUACCUCUUCUGUGUAUUUCUCAAAUAAAUCAUUCCAAAAUUUUUCUCUUUUAUUUAAUACUUCAAUAGGUAUCAUGACUGGUACAUCAUGAUUAAUACCAACAAUCCUGAAACAUGUGCAAAAUUUAGAUGAUUAAUUAAAUUAAUUAGAAAUAUUUAGAACAAUUAUAAAAAUAUGUAUAUUAUAAAUGUUUAAAUUUAAAGUGUUUAUUGUUAUGUUGGAUAUGAUUAACCAAACAUAUUAGAAGAUACUCUUGUUAAUUAUUAAAUCCAUAUAUGUCUGAAUUAGUUGUAUGAGAAAACUUUUGUAUACUAA
This is a messenger RNA of Nomia melanderi (Alkali bee), 6419 nucleotides long. RefSeq names its product thiol S-methyltransferase TMT1A-like. The record is from RefSeq and is a predicted model, not a curated record. NCBI's taxonomy places the organism in Eukaryota, Metazoa, Arthropoda, Insecta, Hymenoptera, Halictidae. Gene Ontology annotation, molecular function: S-adenosylmethionine-dependent methyltransferase activity.